GCUGUGUGAGGGGGAAGUCGUUGCCGGUGUCACCCCGAUUUGGGGAUGAGGGGAGAGAAGCGUGGGAACUCGCGGUGGGCCCUUCUUCAGAUACACAAGAGCUGGUGGCGGGGGAGAUACAGUCCCUCCUCCCCGGGCGCCUCUCCCAGCUCCUUCUCGGACGCCCGCCGCUGCUGGUAGCCGGGGGAGCCCGCCGGCGGCGCACCUCGCGCCAAUUCUCGAAUGAUUCUACGGCGGGCGCGGCGCGCGGCUGCAGAGCAGGGGCCAGCUCCUGCGCAGUUGGCGUAGCGAACGGCGCCCGCGCAGGCGCAGGAGGGGGCGGAGCAGCGGGAGAGCCGGGGAGCCCGAGGCCGGGGGUCCCGGCCACCAGCGCCGCGGCCCGUGGACCUUGGCAUCCGCCUCCUCCCGCCUCCCGCUGCUGGAGAGCGGCCGCCGAGAGAGGGCGGCGGCGUCCGGAAUCCCGAGGACGCUGCCGGAGAAUUAUAGGGGGGGAGAGAGCCCCUCCCCCCUCAGUUGGGGACCGGAGAGCGGGGCCUUCGCGGCACCCCCACCUCUGCCCUGAGCCGAUGGGCCGCCCAGGACGGCUGCAGCGACCCGAGGCCAGCUUCCCCGUGCUUGGCAGCCCCGGCUCCGGGGCCUGCCGGGGGAGAGCGCACUCUCCCACCAUCCUGUCUGCCCUAGAGGAGAGAGAGUGGGAGUGAGAGACCCCCGGUCCAGGCCGCCAGCCCCUCAAGGGCCAGAAUCUCUCUCCUUGAGGGGUAAGGGCCUGCCACGCGUCUCCACACUCCAGCUCCCCAACUCUGCACCUGCGGUACCCCUGUCGUCUGCAUUUAUCUCCCCGCCCCCCAACUCUGUCCCGCAUGCAGGCCCGCCGACUGUCAUGGAGAGCAACCUGUCUGGCCUGGUGCCGGCCGCCGGCCUGGUGCCCGCGCUGCCCCCGGCCGUGACCCUGGGACUGACGGCCGCCUACACCACCCUGUACGCCUUGCUCUUCUUCUCCGUGUAUGCCCAGCUGUGGCUGGUGCUGCUCUACGGGCACAAGCGGCUCAGCUACCAGACGGUGUUCCUGGCGCUUUGCCUGCUCUGGGCCGCCCUGCGCACCACCCUCUUCUCCUUCUACUUCCGAGAUACCCCCCGGGCCAACCGGCUGGGCCCGCUGCCUUUCUGGCUCCUCUACUGCUGUCCUGUGUGCCUGCAGUUCUUCACCUUAACCCUCAUGAAUCUCUACUUUGCCCAGGUAACCGUGGGGGCCGGGGUUGGGGGAUGGCGGGUAAGAAUGACUCCCAUCUCUGCUCCCCAGGUCGUGUUCAAGGCCAAGGCGAAACGGAGGCCGGAGAUGAGCAGGGGCUUGCUGGCUGUCCGUGGGGCCUUCGUCGGGGCGUCACUGGUGUUCCUGCUGGUGAACGUGCUGUGUGCGGUGCUGUCCCGCCGGCGCCGGACGCAGCCCUGGGCCCUGCUGCUGGUCCGCGUGCUGGUGAGCGACUCCCUCUUUGUCAUCUGCGCCCUGUCCCUCGCCGCCUGCCUCUGCCUCGUGGCCCGGCGGGCCCCGUCCACCAGCAUCUACCUGGAGGCCAAGGGGACCAGCGUGUGCCAGGCGGCUGCCAUGGGCGGAGCCAUGGUCCUGCUGUAUGCCAGCCGGGCCUGCUACAACCUGGCAGCCCUGGCCCUGGCACCCCGCAGCCGGCUUGAUGCCUUUGAUUAUGACUGGUACAACGUAUCUGAUCAGGCAGACCUGGUCAACGACCUGGGCAACAAAGGCUACCUGGUAUUCGGCCUCAUCCUCUUCGUGUGGGAGCUGCUGCCUACCACCCUCCUGGUGGGCUUCUUUCGGGUGCACCGGCCCCCACAGGACCUGAGCACCAGCCGCCUUCUCAACGGCCAGGGCUUCGGCUCGCGUUCCUACUUCUUCGACCGUGCGGGGCACUGUGAGGACGAAGGCUGCUCCUGGGAACACAGCCAGGGCGAGAGCACCAGCAUGUCAGGCAGCCUCGGUUCCAGCAGCUGGUAUGGUGCCAUCGGGCGUGAGCCGGGUUGGUGCGGGGCCACCCAGACAAGGACCACUCCCCUGCUCUUCUCCCAGGUGCCGGGAGUGGGCGGCCACCACCACAGUCUCUACUCCACCCCCCAGACGUGACCCACCUCCUGCCCCCUCUCCCGCGAGUACCUAGACCCUGUCUGCCUCCUCGGUCCCCUCUCCCCAGGCCCCUGUGCCAAAUUUACCUGCCGCUUCUUGCCCAGGAUCCUCUCCACUGGGGGCUGUGGCCGCCACCUCCUCUGGCUGGCUCCUUGCUGCUCCCCUCGUAGUGAGCUUGUGUCAUCCCCCUGAGAGGGGGGACACAGCCCUGGUUGCCAGAUGCCCACAGCACCCUGGCAUGAUCGCCACCUCCGCUUCCAGCUGGAGCCAGCUACCUGUACCUGCCAGUCAAUAAAGUGUCUGUGCCCC
Messenger RNA from Ochotona curzoniae (black-lipped pika), 2443 nucleotides. It is a transcript of the gene GPR137, whose product is annotated as G protein-coupled receptor 137. Gene Ontology annotation, cellular component: lysosomal membrane. Bases 881 to 2134 code for a protein of 417 amino acids. Lineage: Eukaryota; Metazoa; Chordata; Mammalia; Lagomorpha; Ochotonidae. Gene Ontology annotation, biological process: positive regulation of TORC1 signaling; negative regulation of osteoclast differentiation; regulation of autophagy. The transcript has 7 exons. The record is from RefSeq and is a predicted model, not a curated record.